Messenger RNA from Phalacrocorax carbo (great cormorant), 9055 nucleotides. NCBI's taxonomy places the organism in Eukaryota, Metazoa, Chordata, Aves, Suliformes, Phalacrocoracidae. The record is from RefSeq and is a predicted model, not a curated record.
CGGUGGGUGCAAACCGCAAGUUCAUCGCUACGAGGAGUUCCGCAGCCUGCGGUCUUUGCAGUUACCGCACGGGAUUGCGUGGCCUGGGGUUAAUUGGAGUGAAUUAAUGGCAAGCUGUCGAUGGAAGCCGAAGGAGGCCGUGGCAGCCCUGGUAGAGGCAGCGGUGGAAGCGUUGUGUGUUCAGACGGCUUAAACAAGCUGGCUGAGGUCCCUGUCGCCGAUUUUAAACGUUUUGGAAAAUGGGGAAGAAAAUUCAGCAGGAUUGGAAGUACCACGAAUGUUGUCCGCACACGUGGAAAGGUUAACUGUGCUUUAGGAAAACACGUUUGUUGACCUGAUACCAGUUUCAGGAAUAAAAUAAAACGAGUAGCUAAAACUUAGUUAUAUAAAAAUUAUUUAUAAAAUAAUUAGAUACUACAAAUACAAUGAACGUAGAGACUAAAGGCUAAACAACAUGCUUGAAAAGAGAUUUUCCGUUCCCUCCCCCAACCUGGUGUUCCUUCUUGCAAGGGGAUUUAAAGAUCUAGUUAAGUCAACUGUUGAUAUAGUUAGUAUCGCAUACCUGAAUCGCUCUGGGGAAUCUGACUCUAGUGUGACCUGACAGUUUAAUUAAACAAAGGUGGUGGUGUAUGGCAGCAAGGCAAACUUUAAAAAUGAGCUUAGGAACAAAUCAUGUUCCUAACAGAUCGUUAAUUGGAAGACAUAAAUGAGCAGGCUAUUUCCAGUCGGCUCCUCCACCUAACAAUUUUUUGUUCAAAUACUAAUACUGAUUUAAAUUAUCCAACAGAAGGUUUAUAACCUCUGCUGUUGAAGUUUACUGAUGACAGGCAGGGUGAUCAGCCAUGAGAUGUUACUGCUGCUGCCUGGUCUGAACCUCCUGUCUAGAUGGUUUGGAGUGGGAGAAGGAUCUUAAUAUAAUGAAAAAGACUGUGAAGUCUAGAAGCCAUGAUAGCUUCCCACCGCAGACACAGAGGUGGCAGAGAGUGGCUUGCAGGAUUAAGUUGCAUCAGGGACACAGCUUGAACUUCACUGUUGUGGGAAGAGUUGAUUUGAUUGUUGGGGUUGGGUUUUUUUUCUGUUUUUAAGGAGAAUCAAAUUGGAGUGAUCAUGUGCAUGCACAUGGUGUUGUUAGAAGGGGCUGCUAGAACAUAAUCUCCAGUUACAGUAGCUCUCAAGUAAGAUAUGAAAAUACCGGAGAGUUCAGAGGAGGUCACAAAAAUGCUCUGGUUCUGGAAAACAAGCCAUGUAAUGGACUUGAUGAACUCAGUUUAUUCAGGCACAUCCAAGAGAGGAGGGUGAAGUGACUCAGCCGCUCUGUGGAAAUCCGUGCCUAUGGGAAAGUUAUCUGAUAGCAGAAUAUUUUCAGUCUUUCCAACAAAGACAUAAUGAGAUCCGGUAACUGAAAGUCAAAGCUACACAAAUUCUUUUAAAUAUGACACAAUUUCCUAGCAGUGUUGGAAGCUAAUUAUAGGAAUAGUUUAUGGGAGAGGUUAAAGGCUUGCCAUUAUUUGGAGGUCUUAAACUGAAAUGAUAACAGUUUUGAAAGUGGGGUUAAACCUGGAAUCUUGGGCAACUUGCUGGUGCAAACCCGUGUGGUUUGGGGGAAAUUAUCAGUGAGAUUGUCAGUGAGUUGCCUUCUGGCACUCUGUACUUCCCAGUCUGCUUGGCUGCAGAAAUAUCAGGACUUUUUUUUUUUUUAAUGUUGGUUAAAGGGCUGUAGUUCUAAAUUAAGAGUUUUAAGUGAUUUUAUCCUUUUGGAUUAAUGUCUGCUUCAGGGGGGAAUUCUGCAUGCUGUUCUUACAGAGGAAAGUUAGUGUGUUUCUUCCUCUGCUGUUCUUUAAAUCAUCAGAGUUUGGCCACAGAGAGCCGACACGGAGUUGGGCAAACGGGCGUGCAGUACUAGUUCAGAGAAUCCCCUCCCUCGUGUACUGUGUCUUCCCCAUAUGUUUGCAGCCUGAUCCAGAUCUGAGGUCAGGAAGGGAUUUCCAGCAAAGCCUGAUUUGUUAAGGCAUCAUGUGAGUUUUUCGCCCUCAGCAAGAGCAUAGUUUUCAGGCUGGAACUUUCUGCUCUCACCGCUUUUAUCUCAUCAGGCUCUUGUAAAGGGAUUUGGGGAUCUGUUUGUCUCGGUGUAUUGUUUCCACAGAGGGAGAAUGCUUCCAAGGUAGUAGGCUUUAUAAAACAGUAUUGGAUGAUAGUGUCAACUAAGGAUCUGUUGACUCACUCUGAAAUUAUGACUUUUAAACAAAAAUAAAUAAAUGCAUACGUCUCCCUGGGCUUCCGUGGAUAGUGGAACUCUGCCUCUUCUGUAGCCCUGUGCUUUUUGGUGUGCUUGGAGAGCUCGCUACCCCCCUGGUUUUCUAAGAAACAGGCACCUGCCUGUGGCUGGGCGUCAGCUUUUGACACAGGCAUCACUAAGAGCUGUGCCUGCUGGUUCUGUGCUUUUUCUCACUGUUUGUGCAAGUAAUAGAGAGCAGGAAUAAUCAGACUUUAGCUUGUGGCAUAGAACCAGCAAAAUGCAUAUUCUGGAAUGUAAACGAUCCAUCAGAAAACCUCUGUUUGGAGUUUUUAAGGCAAUAAUACUGCUUAUUAAAAACCAUAACGCACACCUGCACAAAAUGUUGGUUCUUACAGUUUAGCAGUUGCAGCAACCUUUUCUCAGCUCUCUUUGUUGGGGGAGCUGAACAUGCUGCUUGUAUGAAACUGCACCGGCCAGAUGUGCAGCGGGCAGAGCGCGCGCAGAAGUUCGGGAGGACUAAACCGCAACGUCUCACGGUGUUCCUGUUCCUGUGGCACAAAGCCGUGUUUGUCCUUACCGUAAGCCACGGCAAACAGGAGUGGGCAAAGCUGAAACGAGGGCAAUUUCUGCUGUUCUCCGAAGGCGGCUUGGAGGGAGGCGGGGGGCAGAAGCAGGGGGUCUCUGCAAACCCACUCACUUUUGUGAGCUCUGUUCAGCUGUGCAAGGAAGCUCGGUUAUGUUAUAGCUUGGAUCUUAAUGCAGAAGUGGAUGCAUCCGUUCACAGCUGGUAAGAGGAGUGGAUCUCUUUAUGCUCCUUGACAACUAAAGCUGUUGUUUUUGUGAAUAAGUGAUUUUACGCAAACUUGCAUUAAAUAACUUGCUGAUGAGUGAAGUGACGUAGCCUGGGAGGGGAGGAGAGGAGAAGAGUGGGCACAGGCCACCUCUGGGCUAACUGAAACAGUUUGACAGAGGCAUUCUACUGGAAUUAAGAGUGGUGUUCUCCUGAGCCACGUUUUAAUAAUCUGAUCAAAAGCUAAUUACUGAGCUUGUGUAGUAUGCCAGUGCCUUUAAAAUCUUUGUUUUUUUAAAUUUUGUAACUCUCUGAGGAUGCUCGAUGCUACGGGAGCCUCCUCAAGCAGCUCCCUUGGUAAUCGUGUGUAUUGGAAGAAGGGGUGGCCAUUGAGUAGUGUGUGAGAGGAAGAAUUACGCUAGCAGAAAUAGGAGAUAGACCAAGUGCUGAACAUCUUGCUUUUUCACAUUUUCAUCUUUUAAUUGAAUUGAUGUGUAGUAAACUGACAUGUUGUGGGGGGAAACUGUGGUAGAUGUCUGAGAUAAAAGUCUGAAAAGUUCUGUCGGGUAGAAACAAGAGAGGGGACUGUGUGUGCAUUGGAUAAGGGAGGGCUGAAGGGAAACUGCAGUUGGAUUUCUAUCAGAAGAGAAGUCUGGAAAGCUGUUUUACCAGAGGAUAAAAGUCUUGUUUCUUUUGUGAAUCCAUGUGAAGGUUUGGUGUUGCAAUGUGACCAAAUGGCAUUAACUUGGGCCUGGAAGGCGAGAGUCUUGUCCAGCCGUCUGAGAUCAGGAGUGGGAUGUCCUUUCCCAGCUGUGUUAACUCCCUGCUGGAUGAUUUGAGCUCUGCGGUGGCCCUGGAAUUCCCCCGACCUCACUCAGCAGGAGUGCGAAUCCCAAAGGAGAAGAGCGGGGUGCAAUCUCAUGUACUGUGAGUACAGUACUGAGGGUGAGGCAGCAUAGGGAGCCAAUAACAGGGAGGAAGAGUAAGAGCUUGGGCUACCAACUCUAGGCUGUGGACAACAAAGUUCAGCAUCCUGAUUCGGUGCUGCCUUUGGGACGAUGAAUGAGGACAGUGGCUCAAGUGAUCAGCCUACUGGCCAGGACCCACUCCUGUUGCUGAAAACCCUUCAGCUUCUCUGGACAAAGAAAGAGAUGAAGAAGCAGCUCAAGGAAGAAAUCAGGCGGGGCUUUGCAGGACUGGAGGACCCAUUGGCAGGACUCCUGGACAUGCUGGAAAGCAGCAGCGAUUGGAAGGGGAAAGGGCAUUCCCUCGGGUAUUACAUCACCACUGAGUUGCAGCUUUGGAUAAAAGAGCAUCCUGCUGUUCAACAGUCUGGCAUCAAGCUGAAGAAGCUGCAGGCCCGUGUACUCAGAAUACUUGCCCAGUGCCCAGCUAAUCUUCUUGACCCUCUGAUUAGCAUUUACCAGCUCCAUACAGCAGACCGGAACUAUUUGCUUGGGCAUGUCAGUCAUCUUUAUCACAAGGGCGAUUACAAAGAGGCAGCCAUACUGAGUAUUAAGCUAAAAUUACAGCCAGAUCAAGAUGUGGAGAAGAUGUGUACACCGCUACUGCUCCAAGAUAAAACUAACUUGGUGGAAGAUUAUGUGGGAGAAUAUCCCGAGCUCCAGAGCAAGCUCUUGCAGAUCCUGGACACGUGGUGUGAACCUGGUUUUAAUAUCAGAGACAUCACAAGACAAUAUCAAGGCCUGUCCAGGUACAAACCAGAUAAAUUUAACCGCAGAAUGCUAAGCAAGCUGGUCUUCAGGCUCCUAGAGCGAUUUAACGUAGAUCCAGCUCUCUGCCCUAAUGUCAUAAACCAGCGGCACUUGAGAACUCUGAAUUACCUCUUUUACAAGAGAUUUGUUGAGAAAACCAUGACUCAGGAGAAUUGGACAGAUCAUGUUCAGAGCACAGUUGGAGAGAAUCGAUGGCUUCAAGGGCACCUGAUACAGCUGCUAAUCAGUUACUGUGAUUUGAACACAGCGGCAAGAUGGGCACAACGCUGCAAUUUGCCUAAGGAGAUGCUACCUUAUGGAGUGGCCGAUGAGCUUCAAAAGCUUCAGAUCCAAGAGAGGGUAGAAGAGGCCACAAAAGCAGAUAAUUACGAAGAAAGUAAGAAGAAGGACUAUUACCAGCUUCCUAUUCCACGGGCAAGUAUUCACUUCCUGCAGACAUGGGAAGAGACACUGCAGUGCUGGGAGAAGGUGCUGCAGCCUGGGCAAGUUGUUGGCAUUGACAUGGAGUGGAGGCCUUCGUUCGGCAUGGUCGGGAAGCCCCGUGUCUCCCUGCUUCAAAUUGCUCUGAAAGAUGAGGUGUUCCUGCUUGACUUGCCACGGCUCCUCGAGCAAGCUGAGACGGAGGGUGAGAAGGAGAAGCUGCCCCACUUUAUCCAGAUGCUCUAUUCAGAUGCAGCCAUCACUAAACUAGGUUAUGGGAUGUCUGGAGACCUUAACAGCCUUGCAGCCACGUGGUCUGCUUUGAAAGACACGGAUAAGCAAGCGCAAGGUGUGGUGGACUUACUCAGAGUAGACAAACAACUGCAGAAGAGCUCCAUUGACUGGAAGAAGGGUGACCGGAAGGUCAAUGUUCUGUCCCCGGAGCAGAGCUGCGAGGAUAGAGAGUUGAGGCAGCCGGAGAAAGGACUCAGCCUCUUGGUGCAACAUGUGCUGGGGAAGCCUCUAGAUAAAACAGAGCAGCUGUCUAACUGGGAGAAACGGCCUCUCCGGGAGGAACAGAUCCUCUAUGCAGCUUCAGAUGCGUACUGUUUGCUGGAGAUCUACGAGAAACUCUGUAAGGACCCAGCAAGCUUUGGUCUGAGUUCAGACCUGACAGAGAGUCUGGUGGGAAAGCCAAGCGUAAAACCCAGGGCAAAGAAGCAGCUGCAUAAACAAGAAGUACCGUCACCUUCUGGACAGCAAUGCAAAGGAUCCAAAAAGGAGACCUCAUGUCCCCCUGCUCCCAUCUCCCCAAAGGAGUUCAGUGUGGUCUGCGAUAACAUGCUGCAAGGCCUCGGGCGCUAUCUUCGCUGCCUUGGUGUAGAUGUCCGGAUGCUGGAGAAUCAGGAUGACCAUAGGAAAGCUGCUGAGAUUGCCCGACAGGAAGGAAGAGUCAUUUUAACCUCUGGACUCCCAUAUCAGACCCUGCAGUCCCAGGUAGCAGAAGGAAGGUGUUUCUCUGUGAACUGCUCAGAAAAGGCAAAAGAACAGGCCCUGCAGGUUCUGAAACACUUCAACGUUCAAGUAUCCCUGGCGGAUAUCUUCAGCCGCUGCCAGGUGUGCAACUGCGACAAGUAUCUGAAGGUCUCGAGGGAGAAGAUGAGGCAGCUGGUGGAGAGCAGCAGGCAGGUGCCGGGGGAUGGUGGCACAGAGAUGCUGUGGGAAUUCAGCCUUUGGUGUGAACCAUCACAGAGCUCUGGAAGCUGUAGAUCUGAAAAACUCCUGGCACGUUGGAAGGACAUGCUCGGCUCCCCUCAGCCCCACACACCCCACACAUAUUCUUUGCUCCAUCUCUGGUGUAACUCCACAGUACGCAGCACCCGAGCAAGCCAGGCUGCAGCCCCGUGGGAGCAGUGGCUCUGCUGGGGAGGACUUUGCCCAUCUCAAGGGGGAGAAAAAAUCCCCUUCUUCAAAAAAUCCCCCUUUUCCCCUUGGAAAUCCCUUAUUUUCUGGAGGAUCGGACCUUUUCCCAGCAGGGUUUUCUUUGCGUGCCUCCCUGGCACCCUGUGCCUGGCACUUGGUGGCCCUUCUACCACAGCAGCAAGGGGAGUACAGGCAUCUUCAAAAGCCCUGGAAAGAAUUUGGUGGGAGGGGGAGAAGGCGUUUUACAAGCUCCCAUUCAAAAAUGGUCACUUUGAAGUGAUGUAGCAUUUUCAACCCUUUGAAGAGCCACAAUUAGGAGGGGGCUGGUGCAAGCGAAAGGCAAAACUACUGGGUGACCAUCACGGCCUUUCUCUCCCUGGGCUUUUAAGGGAUGAACUUUUCCUCCCUGCCUGCCUUUUACUCAUGAGCCUAGGGGUUGGGAUUGGAGUGUUUGGGAGAGCUGGAGGUUUCACCACCACCCCCAUGCAGAGGAGGGGGUCUGCAGCUGGCUUUGCCCGCCAGCAGCAUGGCAGCUGAUGGAGCGCAUCAUGAGGGAGAGCAAACUUCCCAGGACUGCUGCAGGAGCAUUGAGUGUCUGUGCCCUGGCACUGGCAGGGCUGGGGUGCUUCAAGGUCAGGACAGAUAAUUUUUUAGGCUUCAUGGUGGAGAAAGAUGUUGGCCAUCAGUUCUGGCUGCUUGCAGUGUCAAUUCAAUUACGGUUGGAUCUAAAAGUCCCAGCCAAGGCAGGUGUCCCUCCUGUCAGGGUCCUAGAGGCAGAUGAAAAGGUCUGGUGCUCGAGAGCAGGCAUGAUGAAUAGGAAAGGGUAAGAAAGGCAAAUUUGUGUCCAUGUAUUAUAAACUGAGGAAAAACAAGUGAUGGCCCAGGGUUUUGAAGGAGCCUAUGGUUCAUGUGCUUGGAGGUGCAGCUUGGCCUCCUCAGUGAGCUGGUCCCUGCAUGCCCGGGCUGAGGCCACGCUGUGCCAUCACGUAGCACAGGGCAGAGGGAGGCAGGGAUGGGGUGAGGGCAGAGCCCCUGCCUCCUGCCACAGCGAUCUGCCACCUGCUGACAGGCUCUGUCCCAGAGAAACACCCGGAAUGGGGCUCUUCCUCUAUGUCCCCGCACCAGCCGGCUCAGGGAUCUCCCGAGAGCAGCCCGGUGCUUCACCACAUGCCAAAAAUUGGAGAAAAUGGGAAAUUGAGGUCACUGUUUUUUCUCCAAGAAUGGAUGUUGUGUCCCAAGCAGACGCAGCUGAUAUCUGCGAGCAGGGCUGCAGAGCGCUUUCCCGGGGCACAGUGAUGGUGAGCCCAGCUCUCAGCACGUGUCUGGGACUGGGCUUGGGGCUGCGUCCCCUCAUGUUGUGACAGCGGCCCCCAAACCUGUGCCGCUCCUGAGCUGUGUGGUGGUCCAGGGCUGGUCUGCAAAACCACCCUGGAAACAUCUCCAGUCAUAGCCUUGACCCUGAAUGUGGCUGUUUGUCUGCUGGGAAUGGGGGAUGAAUGUGCCCCACUAGCUUGGGCUGGUCAUUUCCUCUGAGGUGUGAAAGGUCUUGGGGGGCUCUGUGGAGCCCCCCUGAGCCAGAUGCUGGUGUGAGCUGGGCCUUCUGCACCUCUCCCAGGCUGUGGCUCUUUCUGCUCAUGCAGCGGCAAGUCCAGCCUUGCUGGGCAGCCAUGGGGUGGCUCUGCUGGGAUAGGGUGGCCAUUCCAGGGCUGUCCUCAGCUGUGCUUUCCCCCAGAAUAAUCACCAGCAUGUCCCAGGUCCUGACAGUGUUGGGAUGCAGGGAAGAGUCAGCUGAGAAUGAUGGUGUCCCUCUCCAUCACAGCUGGCUCCCAACCAGGCUCCCUCUGAUCCUCCAAAGGGGCAGGCUGGAUGCCCCAGAGGUGCUGCUGGAGAGAUGCAGGAUGUCUUUGUUGUCUGAAUUGAUGCCUGAGCAGGACAAGUCCCCCCUUCCAAAAAUGAGUCAUCUGACAGCAAUGACUGCAGCUGGCGUCGCUGGCUGCCAGGCACCCUGAUGGAUGGGAGGCAGCUCAGCCCUCGGCUUCCACCACCUGGAUCCAGCGACCUGCUGUGCCCAGGCCGCAGGUGGUGAGAGCCUGCACUGAGCUGCCAAAAAUGCUGUGGGUUUUGUACCAUUUCACAGAAUCACAGAAUCAUAUAGGUUGGAAAAGACCUUUAAGAUCAUUGAGUCCAACUGUAAACCUAACGCUGCCAGUUCACCACUAAACCAUGUCCCUGAGCACCGCAUCCAAACGUCUUUUAAACACCUCCAGGGAUGGUGACUCAACCACCUCCCUGGGCAGCCUGUGCCAGUGCCUGACAACCCUUUCAGUGAAGUAACAUUUCCUAAUCUCCAACCCAAACCUCCCCUGAUGCAGCCUGAGGCCGUUCCCUCUCGUCCUGUCCCUGGUGACUUGGGAGCAGAGACCAGCCCCCCCCUCACUCCAGCCCCUCUCA